ACCUUCUCCUUUUCUUUUAUUGCUUUUGCCUCCUGCCGAAGCUUCCUCCAUCUCUUCAUCUCUUUCUCUCCUUUCCCGUUCUCUUUCCACCUUCCUCUCAUUCCCACCUUGGACCUCUCCUUUUCUCCUCACCACCUUCCUCUCCUCCCUUCUCUGGUUCUCCUCUGUAGCAGUACCUCUCUCUGGAUCUGUGGAUUGUUUUGUGACCCUGUGCCUUAGUGUCCCUUCUCUUCUCACUUUCUUCUGACUCCCCCUCCCGCUUCAGCGUGUGGCAGCCUGACCCUGGGGGAAGGAAGGAUGGUUCCCGAGGGGAGGGUCCUCUCCUCCCUGCUGGGACUUGCAUUGCUCUGGUUCCCUUUGGACUCCCACGCUCGAGCCCGUCCAGAUAUGUUUUGCCUUUUCCAUGGGAAGAGAUAUUCCCCUGGUGAGAGCUGGCACCCCUACUUGGAGCCACAGGGCCUGAUGUACUGCCUGCGCUGUACCUGCUCCAAGAGUGCCCAUGUGAGUUGUUACCGCCUCCACUGCCCACCUGUCCACUGCCCCCAGCCUGUGACUGAGCCACAGCAGUGCUGUCCCAGGUGUGUGGAACCUCAUACUCCCUCUGGACUCCGGGCCCCCCCAAAGUCCUGCCAGCACAAUGGGACCAUGUACCAACAUGGAGAGACCUUCAGUGCCCGUGAGCUGUUCCCCUCCCGCCUGCCCAACCAGUGUGUCCUCUGCAGCUGCACAGAGGGCCAGAUCUACUGCGGCCUCAUAACCUGCCCCGAACCUGGUUGCCCUGCACCCCUCCCGCUUCCUGACUCCUGCUGCCAGACCUGCAAAGAUGGGUCAAGUGAGAAACCAGCUGAAGAGGACACCAUGCAGUCACAUCAUGGGGUGAGGCAUUCUCAGGAUCCAUGCUCCGGUGAUGGUGAUGGUGAUGGUGGGAGAAAGAGAGGCCUGAGCACCCCAGCCCCCACUGGCCAAAGCUCCCCGCUGGCUUUCAUCCCGCGUCACUUCCGGCCAAAAGGGACAGGCAGCACCACAGUCAAGAUUGUCCUGAAGGAGAAACAUAAGAAAGCCUGCGUGCAUGGUGGGAAGACAUACUCUCAUGGGGAGGUGUGGCACCCAGCCUUCCGUUCCUUUGGACCCCUGCCCUGUAUCCUGUGCACCUGUCAGGACGGCCGCCAGGACUGCCAGCGUGUGACCUGCCCUACAGAAUACCCCUGCAAUCACCCUGAGAAAGUGGCUGGGAAAUGCUGCAAGAUUUGCCCAGAAGACAAGGCUGACCCUGGCCACAGUGAGAUCAAUGCCACCAGGUGCCCGAAGGUGCCCAGCCGAGUUGUCGUCCACACAUCAGUGUCCCCAAGCCCAGACAGCCUGCACCGCUUUGCCCUUGAGCAUGAAGCCUCUGACCAAGUGGAGAUCUACCUCUGGAAGCUGGUAAAAGAUGAGGAAACUGGGGCUCAGAGAGGUGAAGUACCUGGCCCAAGGCCACACAGCCAGAAUCUUCCACUUGAUUCAGAUCCAGAAAGUCAGGAAGCAAGACUUCCAGAAAGAGGCACAGAACUUCCGGCUGCUUACCAGCACCCACGAAGGUCACUGGAACGUCUUCCUAGCCCAGACCCCAGAGCUGAAGGUUACGGCCAGUCCAGACAAAGUGACCAAGACCUUAUAACAAAGACCUAAAUAGCUGCAUAUAUGAACUUAUCAUUUUUUGUUAUUAUAUAUAUUAAUAAAUAAGAAGUUGCAUUAC
Orycteropus afer afer is the source of this 1735-nucleotide messenger RNA. Lineage: Eukaryota; Metazoa; Chordata; Mammalia; Tubulidentata; Orycteropodidae. The record is from RefSeq and is a predicted model, not a curated record.